UUGUGUUUUGUAUGCGUUGACAGAACCAAAAUUGAUCUCGGGUGUUCAGUCCACUUCUCGCGAUAUCCGUUCGACGUGCAGUCCUGUACGCUGGCCAUCCUCAGCUACAUGUACGAGGCGCCGGACAUUCAGAUGCACUGGCUCCCCGGCGGCCUGGUGGUGGACCCUCGCGUGCAGGACCAGCUCACCAACUUCGACUACACUUUCGCGAUGGAGAACAAUGACACGUGUGACUGCUACAAGUGCAUCCCACCGGAGGCCCCGUGUGUGCUGGCGACGCUGGUGCUGUCGAGGAAGGUGCUGGGACAUCUCCUGAGCACCUUCCUUCCCUCCGGCCUAUUCGUGGCAGUCUCGUACGCCUCCCUCUUCUGGCCCGCCGACGUGAUCCCCGGACGCACGGUGCUCGUCAUCACCUCGCUGCUCACGCUGGUCUCCAUGCACACGGGCGUCAGACAGUCGAGCCCCGAGACGAGCUACGUGAAGGCCGUUGACGUGUGGAUGAUUAUGUGCAUCGUGUUCUCCGUCUUCAUGCUCUUCGAAUACGGCCUCGUCCUUUUCAUCAUGAAGCGCAAGGAAGAAACCUCCUCGUCUGUGGCCAGCCAGCAACUUUCUCCACGAUCCACCGAGUCCGCCAGAUCCGAUCAUUCCACCCAGUCCAAGAUCGCCUUCCAGAAGGUGUCGCCGCCAGUGCCGGUGAAGCUAGACACGUGGCGGGCGGUGAGCGGGGGCUGCGGCUUGCUGGACGCGAGGAGGAUCGAUCUUGGGACCAUGGUUUUUGUGCCUCUCAUGUUUCUUCUCUUCAACCUCAUCUACUGGCCCUUCUAUCUGGUCUAGUCACACCUUCUCUUUCUUUGCCUCUUCCUUCACUCUUGUCAUGACCCUCCUCUUCACCCUCGUCUAUAUUGACCCAACUACCUGCUCUAGUCACACCUUAGCCUCUCGCCUCGCUCCUGCCUUGUUCUGUCGUGUCGUGUCAUGUCGUGUUUCCUCUUCAUCCUCGUCUGUGCUGGUUCUGCUGUCUGCUCUGAUAACACCUUUUCCUCCAUCUUCUCCUCUUCCCUCGCUUCUAUCGUGUCCUGUCAUGUCGUGUUGUGUCGUGUCGUGUCUCCUCUUUACAUGCGUCUAUACUGGCCCUCCUACUUGCUCUGAUCACAUCUCCCCUUAUACACCUCUUCCCUCGCUCUUGUCGUGUCCCUCUUCUUGACCCCCCUCCAUGCUGCCUCUACUAACUUUUCUGGUGAAACCUAAAGACUCUUCCUCUUCCGGCUCCUCCUCUUCCUCCCUUCUCUCUAUACUGUUACUGCUGUUUUCUUAUCCUUGUCAUGGCAAAACAGCAACAUACGAAGGGCCAGAAAAAUCAUAUCUGCUACAUGCAGGCACUCGUUCCCUUGCCGUCCAGUUAUUCUUUAGUGUUUCGUAUAAGUGUUUUUAACGUGUUAGUGGAACCUCGCUAGUCAGAAACUGCCAACCAGUAUUGAAGUGCUUUAACUAUAGCAGUAUUUUCUCGACCUUUGGACUAUCUUGUAGUCCAUAAAUUACAAGAAUUAAUCGUUAAACUGCAAUAACUCGGUGAGGUAACGCAUGAUGCAAAAGUGUAUAGUUAAAUUAAAAAGAAGAAUGUACUAUGUGAGGAGAUGAGAGGGGUGGAGGAAUAAGAUGAAGAGGAGGAGGAGAUGGAGGAAGGAGCAAGCGGUAUAGGAAAGAAAUGGAAAGGAUAAAAAGUAAUGAGAUAAAUGUACAUUUCAAGAAUUAAAAGAUAAUUUAUAUUUCUUGUAUGUUGUAAAAGAUAAAAUAAAUGUAUUCUUACCC
Molecule: messenger RNA, 1809 nt
Organism: Eriocheir sinensis (Chinese mitten crab)
Lineage: Eukaryota; Metazoa; Arthropoda; Malacostraca; Decapoda; Varunidae
Product: glycine receptor subunit alpha-2-like
Exons: 6
Coding region: 109-834 (241 amino acids)
Biological process (GO): regulation of membrane potential; signal transduction; chemical synaptic transmission
Cellular component (GO): membrane; synapse; neuron projection
Molecular function (GO): chloride channel activity; neurotransmitter receptor activity; transmembrane signaling receptor activity
Source: RefSeq, a predicted model, not a curated record